UUUAUGCCGAAAAAUAGUGCUUGCAAAAGGUGGAAAUACCACGAACUUAAGAAGUCAUCUGAGACGUCGACAUCGUGCAGAUCUUUUCGAGACCACUUCCACCCCGACCACUGCAGCUUUGUUUGAGGCUCAAGGUGAUUUACCACCUAAUUCAGCGCUUUCAAUGCGAGAAUUGUGAAAUCUAAAGUGUGCAUCAAAUUUGAGUCCGCUUGCACUAGUGGAUUCACCCACCCCCUUAAAACUGACAGUGUAAUUACAGCAGGGCACUAUUAUGGGUGUAUAAACUAACAGAGGGGAGCUAGAGGCGGGAAAAAAAUAGUCCCUGACCCUGGUGCUGUUUGUGAAUGCCUACACUCUUUGUUACUGUUUUAUAACACACAGACCACGUGGCAUGGUAUACCUGGUAUAGCAGAAUGUGUAUUACUCAGGGUGAUGGGGGUGUGUUACCUAUAAAUGAAACGUUUGAUUCCGACCGUGCAUUGUGGUGGUAUCAGACACAUUCAAAGAGUGUAUAUAUAAUCAAAACAAUUGCUUACACUCCAGCAAAGUAAAAUAGUGUCUAUUUAUAUGUUUUUAUCUAAUGUCAGGCCCUUUUAUACAUAAUACACCCUCUAACAUGUGCGGUGGACUGAUAAAUUGUGCAUUAAUCCACACAGAGUGUUCAUGUUUACAUAGCUUUACAAACAAAACUUUGUACUGCCGACCUACGAGAUGCUUGCACGCAUGCGCACUGACAACACGACCCCAGGGCCUGCCUAGAAGUCUGUUUUACGGCAGUCUCAUACCCGUGUUGUUGCCAUGGUAUCACCAAAACAGCCCUACACACGUUGAGUUGUGAGCAGCUGACGGAAACAUCUGGGAAUAUUUUGUUUAUUUCAAACAUCUUUUGUUGCUGCAUAUGUUGCCUUUGUCCCCGCUGCUGUGUAAAUAACGACGGUUAUUCGUUUGGUGCAAUGAGUGAGCCGCCAUCUUUAGCCUUUUUAAAGCCCCCCCUUUUUUUAAUCGGCUGCACAAUACAACCUGAUAAUGACCGUGGUAUAAUCGCCGUAUAGCACCGUAACGUGACUGUUUGGGGCGGUAUCACUCCGCUUUGUUUACAUGGCCAUAUCCUGACACCUGUGCUCGAUCCAUUUUCUAUUGAUCACAAAGCACAGCUCCAUGGAGCUAACAGCUAACACUAUGAGUGCACACCUGAAGGAUUUGUUUGAACCUGACCUGAACACUAAGGAGGAGCUCAUCCUGAAAGAAGAGGAUGAGUCACGAGAAGAAGAAGGAGAAGAAGAAGGAGAGGAGGGUGAGGUAAAUAACACAGACAUUUCUAGGCAUGCAAUGGUGUCAGACCUGGAACUAGAUGAACUUGAAGACAGCAGGAAUGAAAUAAGUAAGGUCACAAAGAAGCAGACAACAUGGGCUGUGAAUUGCUUCAUUGGCUGGUUGGAGUCUCAGGGGCUGCAGGUGGACCUGAUCACGGUGGAGAAGUCCGAGCUGAACGGGCUGCUCAGACACUUUUAUGGUUCGGUGCGAAACAGCAAAGGAGAGCUGUACGGGAUUGCUAGUUACAUUGCACUGAGGGCUGGACUUAACCGUUACUUCAAGGAACCUCCUGUGAGCCGACCUGUGUGCUUAAUGAGAGAUGCUGAGUUCACCUCAGCCAACAAGGUGUUCCUGGGAGUGCUCAAGAGAAUCAGGAAGUCCGGUCGAGAUAUAACAUCACACCACCAGGCGCUGUCUCCUGAGGAUAUCCGCGUCCUCAGACACUCACGUGUGAUGGACACCAGCACUCCAAGGGGACUUCUGAACAAAGUCUGGUUUGAUGUACAAGUGCAUUUCGGCCGCAGGGGGAAGCAGGCUAACAGGAAUCUGAAGCCAGAUUCGUUUGUGAUCAGAAAAGAUGACAGAGGACUGAGAUACUGCACUUUAACUUUUAGUGACGAGGCAAAAAUCCACAACGAGAAGGACCGAUGCUGCAUGUUCGAGAAUCCUGGCAGUGAAUACUGUCCCAUUACUUCUCUUUUAAAGUACCUCAGCAAGCUCCCAUCCAAUGCCUCCGCUCUUUAUUUACAGCCUAAGAAGGAGCUAACAGAUGAAAUGUGGUACAGCCACAUACCCCUGGGAGUCAAUUAUCUGGGCUCGAUGCUGAAUCGAAUGUGCAAAGAAGCCGGCACAUCUGUCAUCUAUACCAACCACUGCAUCAGAACCACCCCCUUUCACCACCUGUGUGACGCAGGACUGGAGGGGAGAGAAAUUAUUCCUAUCAGCAUGCGCAGGUCUGAAAGCUCCCUCCAGAGUCACCAGAUGCUGUCCCUCGGGAGCCGCAAGCAGCGGAGCGAGAUAUUGCCAGAGAUCGAUUCAGCUGACCCAGCAGGUUUGGAUUUAAACCAAGAAGAGUUCUUUGAGGAUAUUCCGUUCAUCCACACUGCUUCAAACCAGAACUAUGUUCCAGACGCUGUGCUGCCGCCUGGAGAUCCAUGGCUCCACGGCGGGCCCUCCCGGGCCGCACUGUCCCUGCCUUCCUGUCUGUGCCUCUGUGGGGACGGUGGCUCUGGGAUGUCUGGUCCUGGAUUUUCUGGCGAAGAGCAGAUGGGAGAGAUGAAGGUGUACGCCAAGUGUCACCUCCAGCAGGGAGUCCUGUUUGGCCCGUUUGUAGGAGACGUGUGCAGAGGGCAAAUGCCGACAAACCUAAAAUAUGCCUGGGCUAUCAGGGAUGACGCUGCUUUUGUCUACGUCGAUGCUUCUGAUGAAAACAAAUCUAACUGGAUGAGGUAUGUAACGUAUACGAGCAGUGAGGAGGAACACAACCUGGUCGUCUUCCAGUUUUACCGUCGCAUAUACUAUAAAGUUUCCCAGCCCAUCACAGAAGGAGCAGAGCUCAGAGUCUGGAUCGGCAAGGAUUAUGCCACUUUGCUAGGCCUGGGGAUGGGUGACAAUGUGAAAUGUGAAGUUGGAGACAAGGAGACAGUUCUGCGCCUCCUGCAGGACAUCCAAUUGGUCACCCUCCCAGAGCCCAGCAGCUCUUCCCUUUGGUCAGAUCACAGCCAAUCACAGAGCCCCAUGCUUGUGAUCAGCGACGUGACGACCGUGUCAAACCCGGACGGCAUGUCAAACCCAGAUUCAGCCAUAAAUUCUGGUUCUUCCUUUCCCUCCUCCUCCCUCAUCUCCUUCCCGUCCCCUGGCUCAUCUCAGAUGGAAAAGUACGAUUUUAUGCCUGGAACCGACAAACUGCUGAGUAACCCACACGCCACACAACACAGCCCGUGGUACUUUUUUGGGUUUGAGCCGGACCCGACCGGUCGGCCUCUGGACCGGAGCACUGCGGUGUGUAAGCUGUGUGUGGAAAAUGUGGGCUGCGGAGGAGGAGUGGCAGAUCUCCAAAACCAUCUGACCAACAAACAUCACAUCAGACCACGUGACAGUAACAAGGAUCGAAUAGGUCAACAGCGCUCACAUCCAGUGAUGGUUAACAGCGGUCUAGUCAGUACACUGCCCCUGGUUCUGGCUGCUCAUGUGACCGAUGCCAUCACCAACUUUCUCAUCAUGGAUCUCCAGCCCCCAGCUCUGGUAGAAGGAGAAGGCUUCAAACAGCUCAUCCACACCCUCCUUCCUUCUUACAAGGAGCUGCCUUCACCUCAUCAGCUCGAGCACCUCCUGAAAGAACAUCAUACCAAAGGCAAGAUGAGCCUGGCUCAGCUGCUGAGGAGGAAGAUGGGAAGCGGAGAGAGCGAGGAUAUACUCGAUUACACUGCUCCCAUCGAGAUUGAACCCAGGAGACGAGGGCGACCUCCCAGCCAUCGGAGAGAAGUUCAUCACUUUGUCACUUUAAGUGUGGAUGUUUGGUUCCACAACUGGCAGGGCAACACUGAGAGGUACCUCACCCUCUGGGCACAUUACAUCGACAGUCAUUUUAACUUCCGAAAUCUGGCCCUGGCAACCCAAAGACUGACAGAUAAUGGGAUGAAGGACUACAGCCUUCGAACAGUGGAGGCUCAAGUGAAAGUGAUGGCUCAGGAGUGGGGAAUCUCACAGCCGAAUAUGGUCUUGCUGGGAGGAGAAGGAAAGAACAAGAUGAGGCUGAAGCCGAUAAAGACUGAGAAAGUCGGAGAGGCUGCUGGAAGUGUUCCUCACCCAAACUCAACAACAUUCCUGGAGAGGGACGACUCUGUGUCACCUGAGGAGCCACGUGGCUCAGAGCAUGGUCAUUCUAGCGAAGGACUACCAUCUGUGCCGUGUUUCUUCAGCGCUGUGCAAGGCUGCAUUGAGGAAGUGAUGUCACAUCCUGUCAUCUCCAAGACACUCAACCAGUUUCAGGACAUUCUCUCAAUCCUGUUUCUGCCCCCCGUUCAAAACAAAAGCACGUAUCAGCAACACGCCCAGAGUCUGUCGCAGACCCUGACGAAACAAGAACAUGCAGAGCUGAAGUCAUGGGCUCACAGCCCGCCAACGUGGAAUAAGCUGUACCCUCUACUGAGCAUGCUUAUCAAACAGAAGAGCCUUUUCUGUGAUAUGAUAAAAGACAUUAAAGGUGAGGGCGUUUCUAAAGAAGACACUCCUUCAGAAUUCAGUUCAUCCGGCAGCUGCCACGCAAACUCAACCUCCAAUACAACCUCAAUGAGCGUUAUGACUUCGCGAUGUGAAUGGAAGCUUCUGGAGGACCUGUGUUUGGUGCUCAGACCUCUGGAUGUGGCGUGCCGAACUCUCGCCAAGGAGACGUUCCCCCGCCUGUCCCUCAUCAAACCCAUUCUCACCGGCCUGCUUUCUUGCCACCUUGUGUCACGGCCAGGAGAUUCGUCGUCCAUCCUGAAGGAAGUGAAGAGGAUGAUGAGGCGGAGCUUGGCGAGCUGCUACGACAACCCUGUUGUCAACAGGGUUCUGUGUGUGGCAUGUUCCCUCGACCCCCAGUUUCAUGGACUGGGCUUCAUGGAGGAGAGGGAGCAGACAGCCACUUUUGAUUGGCUGAAGAAAGAGGCUGUCAGGAUUGUGAAGGAGGACAAAAGGAGAAGCCAAGGUAAGCAGCAAAGCCGGAGCAAGAGAAGCCCCUCACCGGGUUCACCGGAGUCAGAGAGUGAUAUCCUGCGGAGGAGCAAGCGCCUCAAAGAAUCCCGUCCGAUCAACUUCAGAGAACUCGAGGAAGAAGAAGAAGAGAGCGAAGCCGGAGAGGCUGAUGAGAGCGAGUUGGCAGAUCCUGGAUCUCAGGGUGGGCUUUCCGGUAUGGAGUUCCUCCUGGGAGACCUAUUCUGCUCUGCCCCUAGGAGCAGACAGAGCUCCGUGGAGGAGUCUAUAGACAUGGAGAUGUCUGUCUUCAGAGCCGACAAGGGGACUUCUCUGGGGGUUGAGCCCCUGCAGUGGUGGAGGACGAAGGCAGUGCAGUUUCCACUGUUGGCCACCGUGGCACGGGCCUACCUGGCUGCCCCGGCAGUGGCAGGUAACGCUGCACAAGACUUUAUGAGGCAAGGAGCAGGAGUCACGCACAGGAAGAGAGCCAACAUUCCACCAGAAAGUUUGGACUCUAUGUUGUUUCUGCACCACAACCACAUGCCCACAACUGAGAGCGGGCUAACCGGAGGUAGGAACGAUGACAAGAUCGACAAGGUCCCUUAAACACUCAAACAUUCAUUCCUUUUUCACAAGCUCUGAAUUUAAACCUCUCAUCUACCUGUAACACUCUAAUCAAUGGUUUAAAUCAUGUUUAAAUUUAAAGUCCUGACACAAAAUCAACCCAUUGGAAAAAAAGGAAAGAGGAACAGCACAAUAUCCCCACCUAGGACACAGACAUGCAGAGGUUGGAUGCAGUACACGCAGAGGACUCAUUAAAGUGUAAAAUAAGUGCAUUAAGGUUGAUUAAUGUUGUGACUAAAGAAAAGAAAGUAAACAAGUUUUAUACUGUGUAUAGCCUGGACUGUUAUACUUCUGAUCUACAUUUGACUUUGCUGUGUAUUCAGUACCUUGUAGCGCCUAGUGCCUUACUUCUUUUGGAUACAAUCACACAGUAGAUCGGUAGAUAUUCUUAAUUUUUAUUUUUUAUCCUCAAUACUAAUUUCUAACAAAUGUGUAUAACUGUGAUUGAAGUGUGUCGCUUGUUUGUGUUGGAUGAAAGUCCUCCAUGGUAGCAUUAAGUGAAAUGACUACCAUGUGCCUUUGCUUUAGCAUUAACAUGUUUUUGGUGUUGAGUCGGUUCAUAUUAUCCAAAGAUUAAUUAUUAGAUGACUUAAUGCUGCUUUUUUUAUCAGUAAGUUGGUAAUAGAACUUCAACAUGAUGGUUCAAAGUGAUCACAAGUGUUUGGUGAAACAUGAGCACUACAUUAUACACUGUUACAUUGGAUGAAUCUUAUUAGCACAAUGUCUGUAUUGUCUUAGACUGUGAUGUUAAUAUUCAUGUACAUGCAGAGUAACUGUUUUUGUUUUUGACUGUCAUGUUUACUGUAAUGUAAAUACAUGCACCUGUCAGAUACUUUUUCAAAAUAAAACAUUAUCAUUUGAGCU
Molecule: messenger RNA, 6477 nt
Organism: Larimichthys crocea (large yellow croaker)
Lineage: Eukaryota; Metazoa; Chordata; Actinopteri; Sciaenidae
Exons: 8
Coding region: 1159-5595 (1478 amino acids)
Biological process (GO): regulation of transcription by RNA polymerase II
Cellular component (GO): nucleus
Molecular function (GO): DNA binding; protein dimerization activity
Source: RefSeq, a predicted model, not a curated record